Chinchilla lanigera (long-tailed chinchilla) is the source of this 2116-nucleotide messenger RNA. RefSeq names its product palmitoyl-protein thioesterase 2 (gene Ppt2). Gene Ontology annotation, cellular component: lysosome. The transcript has 9 exons. Gene Ontology annotation, molecular function: palmitoyl hydrolase activity; thiolester hydrolase activity. NCBI's taxonomy places the organism in Eukaryota, Metazoa, Chordata, Mammalia, Rodentia, Chinchillidae. The record is from RefSeq and is a predicted model, not a curated record. Bases 258 to 1442 code for a protein of 394 amino acids.
CGGCUGCCCGCAGCCCCAGGCUCGCUGAGGAAACCGCGGGGACCACCUUUACCCAGCCCAUCCCCCGCCGCCCCUCGGGGACCCAGAAGUUCAGGUUGUGCGGCGGAGCCCGACGCCUCGAUCGGGAGGUGGGGCGAGUCGAGGCGCCGGCUCGAGGCGGAGGCAGCGGGAUCGCGGGUCCCGGGUGCAGCCAGGCCUGGCGAGGCCUCCUUCCGAUAGCCAGGGCUCCUCCGCCGCUGCUUCUCCCCGCGGCCUGAAUGGAUCGCUCCGCCUCGUACCUCCCCAGCGCCCUGGGCGCAAUGGAAUAUUCCAUUGCCCCUCCGGUGCUCGCCGGCGUUGCUGGGGACGCUCUCACCGUUGCCAGGGAAAGCCCCGGACGUGACGGCUCCGCGCGACCCCGAGCGGUCCCCCCCCAUGCCCCUGCGCGCUCCUCCCCUCCCCUCCCCCCCCUUCCCUCUCUUUCCCUCCCCGGGCUCCAGAUAGGGAGAAGUAAACAGCGAGGCCCGCGACCCAGGCCAGGCGGGAGCAUGCUGGAGCUCUGGGGGCGCAGGCUCCCCUCGGCGUGGGUGCUGCUCCUGUGGUCACUGCUGUUGCUGCUGCCCUCGCUGCCCGCAGCCCCCGCCCCCCGCCGCGCGUCCUACAAGCCGGUCAUCGUGGUGCACGGACUGUUUGACAGCUCGUACAGCUUCCGCCACCUGCUGGAAUACAUCAACGAGACACACCCCGGGACCGUGGUGACAGUGCUCGAUCUCUUCGAUGGCAGAGAGAGCUUGCGGCCCCUGUGGGAACAGGUGCAAGGGUUCCAAGAGGCCGUGGCCCCCCUCAUGGCAAAGGCGCCUCAAGGGGUGCAUCUCAUCUGCUACUCCCAGGGAGGCCUCGUGUGCCGGGCUCUGCUCUCUGUCAUGGAUGAGCACAACGUGGACUCCUUCAUCUCCCUCUCCUCUCCGCAGAUGGGGCAGUAUGGGGACACGGACUACUUGAAGUGGCUGUUCCCCACCUCCAUGCGGUCCAACCUCUACCGCAUCUGCUACAGCCCCUGGGGCCAGGAAUUCUCCAUCUGCAACUACUGGCACGACCCCCACCACGAUGACUUGUACCUCAAUGCCAGCAGCUUCCUGGCCCUGAUCAACGGGGAGAGAGACCACCCCAACGCCACUGCGUGGCGGAAGAACUUCCUGCGUGUGGGCCGCCUGGUGCUGAUUGGAGGCCCGGAUGAUGGCGUUAUUACUCCUUGGCAGUCCAGCUUCUUUGGUUUCUAUGAUGCCAAUGAGACGGUGCUGGAGAUGGAGGAGCAGCCGGUUUAUCUGCGAGAUUCUUUCGGGUUGAAGACGCUGUUGGCCCGGGGAGCCAUAGAGCGGUGCCCGAUGGCUGGGAUCGCCCACACGGCCUGGCACUCCAACCGCACCCUUUACAAGACCUGCAUUGAGCCGUGGCUCUCCUGAGGGCGCCCCAGGGUGGCCAGGAAGUCCCCAGCCCGGAGACGGAGCAGUGGCCUUGGAAGGCGGACAUCAGGCUCUGGUGCACCUGUGACCACCUCAUCGCUCCCACACUGCCCCCCACCGACCAGGGCUCCCCAACCCCCUCCGCUCAUCUGUGAACGAAGGUUCCUUCCUGGCGGCCUACCUCAUGUCCGCUGUUUUGGGGGGUGCUCCCUGCACCCCUUUCUCCCAAGGCUGAGGUCAGGACGGGAGAACCAGGUUUGUAACUCGUGGCUGCUCCUGCUGCUGCUGCUGCUCCUCCAACCUGGCCGUGCGGGAGGAGGCCCAGCCCUGUCCUGGUACCACAGGGUCUCCUUCCGGGCCACUCAGGACAUUUUUAGCUUCUCCCCACGUCCCUUGUCCUGGGGACUCCCUCGUCGUCAGCCCUCCCGGCCCCCUAGAGCAAUGCCCGUGAGCGUGGGGUUCUGAGGCUCCCCUAUGGGGACAGUUCUGUUCUCGAAGUGUCAGUGUUGGGGAAUAUCUGUGGCCUGUGAGGCCCAUCUCAGGUUUGGGGAUCCCCCAGUCCCUCUGAUCAGUGUUGGGGUCCCCCUGGGAGCCUAGUUUGAGGCCCCAGCCCCUCUUUUAACCCUUGAAUGGGUGUUCUCCUAUAUUUAUGGAAAUAAAGGUCCAUUUCCUCA